AUGAUCAUGGCUCUGGCAAUCCUGCUGAGUCUGCUGAUCUUGGUCGCGGGCGUUUGCCUGUUGCAGGCCCGUGGUUUCCGGGAUUUCGCAGCCGAAGCUGGCAGGAGUCCAAGGCUGACACAGCGAGACUUUGUAUCCAUGCUCACGUCCAACUCGAGCAGAUCGGACGAGUGCUACAUAAACGGCACGCGCGUGUCGUGUGAUGUGCUCUCUACAUUUGUCGGAAUGGUGGCUCCCACGUGCGGAGAGGGUCAGAUGCCGCCACCUGAGCCCAUCUGGCAUCAGAAUCGGAAGCCGUUCAGAAUCGGGAUCUUCGGGGGCUCCGUGAGUACUGGGAUCUGGCCGCUGUUUCUACAGAAGAACUUGGACAUUCUCCAAGUCCCCGCCAGAGUGGAAAACAACGCCGUUGGAGCAACUUCCCCUCUGUUUUGGAGGACUUGCCCACCAAGGAACCGCUAUGAUGUGGUCAUCGGUGAGUGGACGCUGAAUAGCCCAAACGCAAGUGAAGUCCGCACUUGGAUAGCUCAAGUUGCGCGAAUCUCGCGAUACGUGGUGUUUUUGGACCUUUUCGCCUGGACUUUUUCGCCGGUUCUGAUGCAAAUGCGUGCCCCAGACCGCUACAAGCGCAUCUCCCUGAAGCACGUCUCGGCCAACCGCAACUCCAGCUGCUUCGUCGCGUUCAGGGAUGCAAGUCUGAUGUGGUGGAGGUGGAUGCCACCAUUUACAACCCGCAUCUUGUUCUCGGAUGCCCCGGAGGAGUGUCACGUAGCGGCCGAGAGACCCGAACCCCCAGCUUCAAAAGCUGGCUCAAGAGAUAGUUCCAGGCAAUCCGUCGGAAAGUGUGAGUCGCAAUACCUAGAACAGAUGCAGCAUGGUGGUGAAGCUUACCAGGAGCUGGUGGCUCUUGCCGUCUCCCGCGCUUUGCUGUCGCUUCUGGCCUCAGCGCCAGCGUCCACGUGGGUUCAAAGUCCCACAGCUGAACCGAAAGCGUCCUGCUACGGCACGUGGGGCAUGAAGUUCUACGAGGGUUUGCCCAGCAUUUUGAGGGAGAUUCCGGAGCUAGACGCCUUGAAGUUCACGAUGCAGGACUUCAAGUAUGGAGCUGUCUUUACAGCCCACAAGAAGACCAUGUACACCUCCCGGCCAGGAGCCGUGCUGCAGCUACCGUUGCCACGCUGUGCCACAUCGGUGUCCCUGAAGUACGUCGCGCACUCAAAGCACGCGGAGUGCAGCAGCUUCUCAGUGUCUGUCGGCGACCGUUCGCUUACCAUCCGCAAUGCUCUGCCACCAAGACCUGCGCCACUCCGCCUGUCCCGAGACUCGCCAGAGUUUCAGGUGACAAGUUGGCCAGCCAAACUCACAGUGAAGGCGGUUGAUGUCCCAGCAGGGAACUUUGUGGAGAUCACCCAGGUCCAUCUUGCUGGGUGCUGA
Messenger RNA from Symbiodinium natans, 1431 nucleotides. The record is from the annotation of a GenBank genome assembly. NCBI's taxonomy places the organism in Eukaryota, Dinophyceae, Suessiales, Symbiodiniaceae.